Ectocarpus sp. CCAP 1310/34 is the source of this 1503-nucleotide messenger RNA. The record is from the annotation of a GenBank genome assembly. NCBI's taxonomy places the organism in Eukaryota, Phaeophyceae, Ectocarpales, Ectocarpaceae.
AUGGACGUGCUCAAGGCCGGUGUCGAGUCGAUGAAGGACGCGCUCAAGCCGCUGUCCGGGACGUCCUCCCCAGGCUCAGCCCCGAAGGGAGGUAAGAGCCAGACCUCCACUGCCACCGCAGCCCUCGCCACGUGAAGUUCACGGUGUCGUUGACGACAAAGGCCUGUGAAAUGAACAAGGCUACGGUCUUCCAUUGUUCAACAGCCUCGGGGAAGCCCUCGAUCUCGUCGCGGAGAAGAAGCUGCAGGAGAAGGCCUUCAACCAGACGGUGCGACACCGUUUGGGCCGUGUCUUCGACAAGGUCAUCGAGGCUAGGAAUCUGACGGCGGAGAUGAUCACGUCGAAAGCGAUCGCGAAUGAGAUCUUGACGACGGCCUCGAGUCCUGCGUCGGCCGCGGUUGGAUUGGCAGACGGGGCGAGGGACGCCGGAACAGCAGGAGAGGGUUCUCGAGUCCUGCAUCGGCCGCGCUUGGAGCGGCAGACGGGGCUGGGAACGCCGGAACAGCAGGAGUGGGUUGUGGAUAAAGGCUGCCCCCUCUCAACGCCGUGGGUGUGUCGAGAGCACGGCCUAAAGGACAGAGCAAUUCUGUUUGAUUCCGCUUCGUCUUGUGGUCUUGUUUGUCAUUUUUUUAUUUUGCACUCUGUCAUGGGACAAGAUGGUGACGCUUGCUGUUACCGUCAAGCGCUGGGGGUGUAGUACUGUACGUUCACGGAUGUUCAUGUAUUUUUUUUUUAUUGUUGUUAGGCUCUCCCGCUGGUUUCGAGAGAGAGGCUCGAUAGGGGUGCGUGCGUGUUCUCGUAUCCUGAUGAUGUGCAAGUGUAAUAUUGAGUCCCUCGACGCUGCUUCAGAGAGGACGUCGCGAGAGUCGUCGAGGGGUCGCGGUAGCACAUGUGCGUAAGAAAGGGUCUUUUAUUCCCUCUGCCCCGUGAUUCUGUUGUGGUUUGGUUGUUCCUUUUGCCCCUGUCCUAAUGGAACAGGCCGGUGUGGUGACUCAACAUUGGUUGUUUUUAUUUUUGGUCGUGCGAGUAUAUGGCGGAGCUGCGUGUUGUAGGUCUGUUGUUGUUUCUACCUCUGCCGAGGGACAAGUGGGGCGUGAUGCCUCGGUUGUGGCGUUUUUGUCGUGCGGGCAUAUGGUGGAAGGAGAUGCGUGCAGCUUACGGACUAGAUCAAUCGUAGCGGUGGUGUUAUGAUAGUAUGCGUAGAGCGCCGUGGUGUGUUUGGUUCCAUUUUUUUUGCUCUCCCGCUGGUUUGGAGAGGCUCAGCGUGCGUGUUCACGUCUCCUCAUACUGUGUUUUGUAUUGAGUCCCUCGACGCUGUGCGUCGACGAGAACGUUGCGACAGUAAUCGAGUAUUCACCGUAGUCUGCGCGUAGAAAAAGAGAGAUAGACGCGGUCAUUUGUGCCUUCUGCACUGACUGCUCCUUUUGCAUUGUGCCUUUUGCACUGUGACGCUGUUGUGGUGUGCUUGUUUUUUUUGUCUUUGCCACGGAAGAGGCGGGUUUA